AUGGCCUCUCGAUUUUCAAGAAAUUUAAUUGAGGCAGAUGAGGGAACAAGGGCACGCCGUGAGCGUGGUCGACAAUCUCAGGCUGCCUUCCGCAAGCGCCAGGCGCAAUUCAACCGGGAUUUGAAGAACAAAAACCACCAACUGACACGCAGUAUUGAAAGAGUGCUUGACUGUAUUCAAGGCGACGAGCGCCCGGACCUACUUGGUGCCGUUUCUGACAUGGCUCGCACAGCCGGGAUUAACUCCUCACAUGAAGGUGAACAAGGAGGAGAGGAGGGCGAUCGUUCCGCCAACUGGUACAUAAAUGAUCUGGCUGUUGGAAGCAAUGAGGAAUUGUAUGAUGAGUUCAUACUUCAAAGCAAGCCUCCAAAGCCCCAUUACACCGAAAUGCGUCUAGAUCCAUUCCACUACAUGAACAUCUCGCUACCACCCGAGGAUAUAGUGCCAUAUCUCGGUGCAGGCUCAAAUACAUUUGCCGGUAGACUGUUCUGGUUCAUGUUAGAGCACAGCCAAGUUCGGUGCGAGAAUAAUCACGAAGAGCCGAUAGAAUUCCAUCAGAGGAUUGUUGGUCACUCUCAAGCAAUGGAAGGAGUGAGCUUAUCAUUUGCCCAAACGAUGGUAGAGGCAAGGCUAGAACACAGGCGUACGGGAUCUAUUGCCGCAGAAAUUGCUCCAGCAGCAGAGAUAGACUUGGCUAUGGUUAUCUGCACAAGGGUGCAGGAAGAACACGAAAAGAAAGGAGACAACAUGGCACAGUGGAUGUCCUGCCAGGCUGUUGAAGAGCACAUUCAAGAGAUCCUCGGCGAGGAUACGUUCACUAGGCUUCAGGUGGCCUUUUUAGAAAACGGGCAUCCGUUUGUGAAAAAAAAGGUCGAGAAACUCUAUUGCAAGCUAUAUGAUACAUUCGUGUGUUUUGGGGAUGGCCCAAGGUGGACUAUUGACACUGUCAACGAGCUUAUCUUUGAGUGGAUCAUGUCGGCUUUCGAAGCAACAGAGAAGAGGUACUUGGCUUGGGAUUUUAACAGGGAACCUGGUUUAUUUUCUUCCUAA
Messenger RNA from Clonostachys rhizophaga, 1050 nucleotides. The record is from the annotation of a GenBank genome assembly. Lineage: Eukaryota; Fungi; Ascomycota; Sordariomycetes; Hypocreales; Bionectriaceae.